AUGUCGCAAAGAAUCGGUAACGCUACUGUCGCUUUAACGCGAGUAUGGCACCAUGUUGAUGUUGCCGCUGAUAACAGAACCUUGGGUCGUUUGGCCGCUAGCAUAGCUCUCACAUUACAAGGAAAACACAAACCAACUUUCUCUCCUAACAGAGAUCAUGGCGAUUAUGUUGUCGUGACCAACUGUGCACAUUUGAAAGUGACUGGUAACAAGAUGCAAGACAAAACAUAUUGGUCUCACACAACCCGACCAGGUUCAUUGAAGUUGAUUCCAAUGGAGAGAAUGAUCGCCAACAAGGGCUACGGAGAGAUUUUGAAAAGAGCAGUCAAGGGAAUGAUCCCAAAAAAUAAACUUAGACUUGCAAGACUUGAUAGGUUGAAAGUAUUUGACGGCGAUGAGCAUCCAUACAAAGAGAACUUGAUUGCCUUUGCGGAUGAAACUAAAGAAAUGAAAGCGAAGAUGGCAGAGUUGGAGAGAAAGGAGGCCCACAUGGCUCAACUCCGUGAGAAGUACUUGCAACAAUAA
Messenger RNA from Clavispora lusitaniae ATCC 42720, 525 nucleotides. Its product is annotated as mitochondrial 54S ribosomal protein uL13m. Gene Ontology annotation, cellular component: mitochondrial large ribosomal subunit; ribosome. Gene Ontology annotation, molecular function: structural constituent of ribosome; mRNA binding. Lineage: Eukaryota; Fungi; Ascomycota; Pichiomycetes; Serinales; Metschnikowiaceae. Gene Ontology annotation, biological process: negative regulation of translation; translation. The record is from RefSeq and is a predicted model, not a curated record.